AUGGACGCCGCAAUGUCAUCCGAUCGUUCUGUAAAUGGUUUAGUAGUCUUUCUCACUCUAUCUGUUUUCCUCGCUGUGUUAACCUCGGGACUUAUAGUUUGCCUGUUGAAAAUAUGGUGUGGAGAUAAAAGAACUAGGACUCAGCCUGCAAAUGAAGUGAGUCAUACUUGUUAA
Angiostrongylus costaricensis is the source of this 174-nucleotide messenger RNA. The record is from the annotation of a GenBank genome assembly. Lineage: Eukaryota; Metazoa; Nematoda; Chromadorea; Rhabditida; Metastrongylidae.